CUUCCUCUCUAUCUCUCUCUUUUCCUCUCUCUUCCUCUCUCUUUUCACAUGCCAAACUGCAGAUAUUAAAUACGCGGCUGUGAAUCCUGUUCUCAUUUUGUGCCUAUCCUCAGCAUCACAAUCAAAAGAGAGCCGUGGGAAAAUCUGAGAAAACUUUGGGGAAAACAAUCUUAAUUUCAACUGCUGGGGUUUGUCGAGCGAGCGUGAAGGACAAGUCGAGCCACUAUCAGGCAUGCCCAGCCCUCUGGAAAAGGUGGUAGCCCAGAAGAAGGAGGCCAUCGAGGCUGUGAUGGAGAGUUUUGAGCGAGGGGCCGAGGUGUUGGCCAGCGCAGUCGGGGAGCUCUUUCCACUCUGUGAGGCAGCCGCCCCUGUGCUACGACUGGCCCUGGACAACGUGCAGAGCAGAGAGGUCUUCUACGUCAAAGAGCAGUUCCUGGCCGUGCGGAACAAGAUGGAUGUGCUUUCCACACAACUGGAGGACAUUGACUCUGAGAUCAAAAAGGGACGGCUGGAUUCCCAGUACUUCUCAGUGGAGGAGAACAUCAGGAACCAGUUCCGUAAGUACAUGGACAUUCUGGAAGCCAAGCCGCAGUAUCGGGAGGUCAAGACAAAGCUGUUUCUAGACCACUUUUCGAAGACCGGAGGGGAAAAAAACCUAUAUGUGCUUUAUGAUGCUCUGAUGGGCACCAACAGCUUUGGGGAAUCCAUUUUGGAAGUUGUGGAGAAAUACGUGGCGAGGAACAGGCGCUUGCUGGAGGACUUCUGUGUGAGGAUGAAGGAGCUCUUCUGCCUGGGCCUGAUUGCCCUGCUCGGUUAUUGUGCCCUCACCCAGAGCCCAGAUGAAGAGCAGGACUCCAUCUGCAAAUGGAGCAAGAAGAUAGAGGAGGUGGAAUCGAAGAUGAAGACAUGCAUCAACGCAUGCGUAUCAGCCUUUCCUGAACAGGCCCGCCUUGACGCCCAGAAUCUUCUCAAGAAAAGAGAGGAACGCAACCUCCAGGACAUGGCUCAGGAGGUACAGGAGUUCCUCACCAGGAAGUACGACUGGGUGAGCUGGUCGGUACGAGUGGUCAACGACUCCGGCAGCAGCUACCGGAACUGGCGCGCCGGAGACCACUUCCAACACGUGGCCGGUCUGAACUGGUUUGAGGUGCUGCAGGUGAAUGACACCAACCUCAUGGUUUCCUACAGCACCAGUCCCCAACCGGUGCCACGCAACAGCAUCCGGCAGCUGAUGGAGGGGCUGGGGAAGAAGGGCGGGGUCCGGGACACGGUGGAGGUCCUGGAGAAGCAGUUGGCGGGGUUUGUGGUGCAUGCUGUCAGUCGCCACAAGCAGAGCGAGGCCGCCUGGAGCUUCCCUGAGGACUGCCACUACUGGGAGAGGCACAAGAAUGUUGCCCUGUGCGUACAUUCGGAGUGACAUCACAAGUGGCGCAACAAGUCGUGAACCUGAUAGUUCUUGUGAGAAAAAAUCCUGCUGCCUGCAUUUCCAGAGACAAGAUUUUGCUGAGAUUGCAUCUGCUGAGCUGCGCUCUCAUUUUAUCACACAGGCUGGCCUACAUUACAAUGAAAAAGACACUGGAAGCCGUUCUGCCAACUGUGAAAACAACUUGGCAUUCAAUGUACUCUACUGUGCCUUGUACACAAUACACUCAAACCCUUGCAUCUGAACCCAUAUCAGGCAUGCUUCAGUAUAACAAAUUUAAGGGCAUCUAGCAAAGCUGUAGCAUUUUGUGAACAGAUUAUUUAUAAUUAUUACGGCAUGAAUACUAAGUGAUGUUUAAUUGACCGAUCAAAUUCAUACUAAUUCAGUCCUAAUAAAAAUAGUGCCUAAGUUCUACACUUGUCAUUAUGCUUCGUAAAACAAAAACAAAUCAUCCGUUAAUGGAUGUACGUGUGCGAUUUAGCCCUGUCCUGUGUAAACAUGAUUUGUGGGCGACCACUGAAGUGUAUGGCCAUUAAAGCAAGCUAGUGCACACGCACUUGCCAGGGCCUCUCUAAUAUAAUUGAUAUUUGCACAUAAGUCAGCAUUUCCUGACCACAGCUUUAGUUUGAUAGUCUAUGAAUAGCAACCUUUGGCUGGGCUAAUAACCUAAAGACGAGCUCCAAAGUGCUUGGCUCAGCAUGCUGCGUUGUUGAUGGUUAUGGCCGUCAUUUCUGGGCCAGCGAAGUAGCAAUAUGGCCCUUCCAGGACACACAUGCUAUACCGUCGUAAAUCAAGACUGUCAAAAUUAUGCACAGUUUGUAAUGUACUCGGAAUCAUCCCCCUGUCUUCCCUGCACUCUCUGAACUUCUUAAUAUUUACUAACAGGAUGGUUUAAUAUGAUAACGUUGGUCCUCUCUGAACGUUUUGUUUCAUAGCCACAGGUAUGGAUUCUGAUAAGGCUGGUCUCAUUCCUUUAACCACCAUUUUAAAAUGGGGGUGUGUUGAAAACAGAGAGAAUGCUGGGUGUGUCAAAUAAUUGAGUCCAUCAAAGAGUCCCUCCUCAAACACACCACAGAACCUGUCAGACCGUUGGUGAAACGCACCAUGACCGGACAAGCAAUGCCUCAGAGUUAGGUUUCAGGGCAAAAUCAUU
Esox lucius (northern pike) is the source of this 2576-nucleotide messenger RNA. RefSeq names its product protein rapunzel. The transcript is spliced from 4 exons. The coding region runs from base 233 to 1417 and encodes 394 amino acids. The record is from RefSeq and is a predicted model, not a curated record. Lineage: Eukaryota; Metazoa; Chordata; Actinopteri; Esociformes; Esocidae.